Messenger RNA from Prosopis cineraria, 1331 nucleotides. RefSeq names its product protein trichome birefringence-like 43. NCBI's taxonomy places the organism in Eukaryota, Viridiplantae, Streptophyta, Magnoliopsida, Fabales, Fabaceae. Bases 86 to 1207 code for a protein of 373 amino acids. The record is from RefSeq and is a predicted model, not a curated record. The transcript has 5 exons. Gene Ontology annotation, cellular component: Golgi apparatus. Gene Ontology annotation, molecular function: O-acetyltransferase activity.
AUGAGCUUCGCACUAGCUCUCAUCGCCAACCCAUUAUUUAUCAGAAUCCAUAUUGGCGAAUACUGUGUUCCCUUUUGGUUGAGAAAUGUUAAUGGCGGAUUUUGCCAUAUCUGUGAUGGUAUUUGUUUCUCUGUUAUUUUCUCUCUCUUCUUCUCUAACAACUGUUCAUGGAGAUCAGAGGACGAAGGACGACGCAGAAUCAUCUUGUGGGAAGAUGAUGAAGCAGUGUGAUUUGUUUCAUGGGAUUUGGGAGUACGAUGAAUCGUAUCCGCUGUAUGAAUCAUCGGACUGUGAUUUCAUAGAGAAGCAGUUUGACUGUGCUAAGAAUGGUCGUCCUGAUAAGUUCUAUCCGAAGUAUUCUUGGCAUCCCUCAGCCUGCAAAUUACCAAGGUUCAGUGGUGAAGAUUUCUUAAAGAGAAUGAGAGGGAAGAGUGUAAUGUUUGUGGGAGACUCUCUGAGUUUGAAUCAAUGGCAAUCUCUCACUUGCAUGCUUCAUAAAUCUGUUCCUCACUCCCAAUACACCAAUCUCAGGACUGGACUUCUCUCCACCUUCACUUUUCUGGAGUAUGAUGUGAAGGUGAUGAUGAGUCGCAAUGUGUUUCUGGUGGAUCUGGUUGAUGAAAGUGAUGGUCGAGUUCUUAAACUCGACUCUAUUCAAUCCGCUCAGUUCUGGCAACAGUUUGAUGUAUUGAUCUUCGAUUCUUGGCACUGGUGGCUUCAUUCUGGACGAAGACAACCAUGGGAUUUCAUUCAAGAGGGGAAUCAAACAGUGAGAGACAUGGAUCGCUUAGUGGCAUACGAGAAAGCAUUGAGGACAUGGGCCCGAUGGGUUGACAACAAUGUUGACCCUUCAAAAACCAAGGUUUUCUUUCAAGCUGUUUCCCCAGAUCACAUGAAUGGAAAGGACUGGGGAGAAGAAGAAUCAAAUACAUGUCAAGGACAGGAGAGGCCAGUGGAAGGAGAAAGGUAUGGAGGAGGAUCACACCCGGCAGAGUUGGUGGUAGAGAAGGUUUUGGGAGAAAUGUCAAACCCUAAUUUAGUUCAUCUCCUCAACAUCACCACUCUCUCUCAGCUCCGAAAGGACGGCCACCCUUCUGUCUACGGCUAUGGCGGCCGCCGGGGAAUCGACUGCACCCACUGGUGCCUUCCUGGUGUUCCGGACACUUGGAACCAGCUCUUGUAUGCUGCUUUGAUCAAUCAAAGUUAAUUAGCAAAAAGAUAAAUUUAAUGCAUAAGAAUUGAUUGAAUAUUGAUUUGUUAUAACGUGGAGUUUCCAAUUGAUUGAAUAUAGAUUCAAUGCAUAUGAGAUUAGGAUGGCCUAAAUCUUAUUA